Messenger RNA from Drosophila serrata, 979 nucleotides. RefSeq lists its product as uncharacterized. Gene Ontology annotation, cellular component: endomembrane system. NCBI's taxonomy places the organism in Eukaryota, Metazoa, Arthropoda, Insecta, Diptera, Drosophilidae. Gene Ontology annotation, biological process: vacuolar proton-transporting V-type ATPase complex assembly. The record is from RefSeq and is a predicted model, not a curated record.
UAGUCAUGCUCAAGUCGACGAUCGUGGACACCAGGGUGCGCCUGGUGCCCUCUGAGAAAGUCCUGACCUUUUUGGACGCCCAGAAGGAGCACUUUGAGCAAGUGCCCGAAAAUGUGGCAAGGCUGAUGAAGCUCAAGGGCUAUAAGCUGCCCGCCAGCACGAAAAUAAUCAAAGAUCGGGAGGUGCCCAGCCAGCGUCCGAAGAUUGACCAAGAACAACUGAAGAAACUUACUGCUGACAUACCAGAAAAGACUGCUGUAGCAAAGAAGCCGGUUUCGUCCCAGGAAGACGGUGAGGAUGAGGCGGAAGAUGAACCACGGCCGGAGUUAAGAGACGUUUUAUAUCUAAGUGACCUGCACUGGCUCACUGGCGUUCUUAAUGACUUACGGCGUGAGGAGCGCUCCGAGCUGUUUCUCCACGAGCUGAUCGAGUCCUGUGAGCUUGUGCUGCCCGAGAAUGAGCUGAAGCCGCGCAACCCUGAACUGGAAGCCCGUUGCCAAAGACUACGUGAAGAGCAGCAGAACCGGGAGUACCAGAAGAUGACCAAAAACGUGGAUGCUGGCUUAAAGAAUUUUCCCGAAGACACAAUUUCUUACCAGAUUAAGAGCAUCAACAAGCAAAUCAUUGCCGUGGCGCAGUUCAUCUUCUCCGUGGCCGCUGGCUUUACUUUCGGCUUCUUCGGGGUUAACCUAAUGGUGGGCCCACUGCCAUUCGGCUUUCGCAUUCUCCUGGGAGUGAUAGUUGCUCUCAUAAUAGCCCUGGCCGAAAUGUACUUCUUGGCCAAGAAGCUGCACGAGUACGACGAGGUGCUUGAUGCGCCCAAGCGGAAACCGCAGCCAGCCACGCCGGUGAAACGGAAGCAGAUCGUCAGAUCAACGCUCAAGGACGGAAGCGGCGACCAGACAUUGAAGCCGCAUGCAGAUUAGGUACCCUGAUUCUUGUAUUAUUUCACGUUGCAAUGUUAGGUUAUAUAAAUAGC